Messenger RNA from Dracunculus medinensis (Guinea worm), 1416 nucleotides. The record is from the annotation of a GenBank genome assembly. NCBI's taxonomy places the organism in Eukaryota, Metazoa, Nematoda, Chromadorea, Rhabditida, Dracunculidae.
AUGGCAAAAAAUGAUGAAUUAACAUAUCGAUUAAUUUACGAGAAUAAUGGAAAAUUAAUUGAACGCAAUUUAUUAUCGAAGGUCAAUUUACAAUCUACGAGUGAUGAAAGUCAGUUGCUGAAUCAGGAACAAUUCAUUGUUGUAUCGGAUAGUGAUGGAUUUGAAUCGCAACCCGAUUCCCGUUGUGCAAGUCAGACUAGCGGUAAAUCAAAUGAAUUCGAUCUAGAUGUCCAUCCGAACGCUUAUGAUUUAGAGCUACAAGGUAAAAAUCUUGGUGAACAAGUGAAAUUCCUCAAAGAGCAGGGAUGGACAUUUCGUCUUAUUUCCGAACGUUUAAAUGUACCAAUGACGAAUUGCUAUACUGCGAUAAAAAAAUUACGAUUGCCCGAUGAAUAUUGGGAUAAAAUAAAAGCCGAAGUACGUUUGAAACGGCGAGCAAAGGAGGCAGUUGAAAAUCAACUUACUGCUGAAAUAUUUGCAAAUAUACCAACGAUUUUAAAGAAACGACUACAAACUGAAUCGUCGCCAAAUGACGAAAGUGAAAAAACUGAAAGCGAAGCGAAACGCAAAUGUUCUUCAAUGUCGAAUGAAUUUAUGUCAUUAAGUGGGCGAAAGCAUUUAACAUUAGAAGAUGGUAAAAUAGUUCAAUAUUGGAGGGAUCAGGGAUUAACGCUACAGAAAAUCGCUGAAAAACUUAAAAUGCCAAUGUCGUCAUGUUAUCGUGCAAUGAAGCGAUAUCAAGUUUCGCAAAAAGCAAAUCUUAUUAUGGGUAAUGAAUCGAAUAAUUCAAGUGCAGAUACAACGAAUUCGACCGCGAAUGCAAUAACUGUAAGUGUAGCUGCAGCUUCUACUACGGCAUCAAAUAUUGAAACGAAUUAUACGAUUUCGGAAGGAAAUCAUUCAUGCUCAAAAUCAAUUUCUGAAUUACUUCUUGGAAUGGUAAAUGCAACAAUGAAAAAUGAUGCUAUAAAUUGUACAAACGAAUUAGAUCAACAAACCAAUGGUGUGACAAAUCGGUUAUCUUUUCCAGAGUCGACAUCAGCACCCAAAGAAGAUAAGGCUCGGUCAAAUAAAUCGAAUAAAUCAUCAAUUAAUACCAAUUUGUGGAAGAAUCGUUUAGCUGGAAACCAUUGUUUAUUUUGUGGACUUGAACUACAAUCAUUAAGCACCGAUGCCAUCUCUCAACAUAUUGCUUUAUGUCGUUCCAAUUCUUCACAGGCAUCACCAGUAAAUUUAACAACACAGCCAUCGAUAACAGUUCCAUUGGACACCUAUAACGUUAUCAUAACAGUAAAAGAUAAAAUGGAUUGGGCGGCAACGAAAAUUGCUGAUUCAAAUGAUCUUGACGAAAUUAUCGGUUUGAUGAAAGUGGAAUAUAAUUUUUUGAUACUGACAAUGAUCAAACGCGAUUUGUAG